AUGGAGCUGACGGGGGCAAUCUCUAUUAAAGAUAAGCUUCAAAAAGGAGUCCCUGAGGCCAUCGAUACACUACGCAGAGCAAAUAUCAAGCUUUGGAUACUAACAGGCGACAAACGCGAGACGGCAGUCAGCAUUGGACAUUCCUGCCGCCUUCUGCUUUCUCAUCCAAUUAUGAUUAGUCUCGAUGAAAGUAACUUCCGUCUGCAUCUGGCUGAUGUGACAGAAAAGGUAUCCAAGGGACAAAUCCUGAGCUUUUCCAUCGUCGUUGAAGGCUCAGCACUGUCUUCAUUCGAGUAUGACGGGCUUUCCGUGGACAACUUCUUUAGACUUGUAAUUCUUGCCGAUACGGUAAUAUGUUGCCGUGCGAGUCCUAAACAAAAGGCGUUCCUCGUGAAGACAAUCCGCAGAUAUUCCCGAAACACUACAACUCUCGCGAUCGGCGACGGUGCGAAUGACAUUGGCAUGAUACAGGAGGCCAACGUAGGUAUUGGAAUAGCAGACAAGGAAGGGCUGCAGGCCGCCAGAGUGUCUGAUUAUUUAAUAGCGGAAUUCCGCUUCCUCGUAAAACUUCUCCUCGUUUAUGGACGAUGGAACUAUAUCCGGAUCUGCAAGUUUACUCUGGCCACGUUCUGGAAAGAAGUGGUCUUCUACACAACACAAACCUUGUACCAACGUCCCAAUGGGUACACCGGAGCCAGUCUGUAUGAGCCCUGGGACCUCGGUCUCGGUUGUUCUUCUUGGAGUACCCACGAAGGAUCUCUCGGCUUCUACGCUUCUUGCCUUUCCCGAGCUCUAUGCGACCGGCCAGCAGCAUAG
Molecule: messenger RNA, 816 nt
Organism: Penicillium robsamsonii
Lineage: Eukaryota; Fungi; Ascomycota; Eurotiomycetes; Eurotiales; Aspergillaceae
Exons: 1
Coding region: 1-816 (271 amino acids)
Biological process (GO): intracellular protein transport; phospholipid translocation; endocytic recycling
Cellular component (GO): plasma membrane
Molecular function (GO): ATPase-coupled intramembrane lipid carrier activity; ATP binding; ATP hydrolysis activity
Source: RefSeq, a predicted model, not a curated record